Aspergillus candidus is the source of this 576-nucleotide messenger RNA. RefSeq lists its product as uncharacterized. The coding region runs from base 1 to 576 and encodes 191 amino acids. The transcript has a single exon. The record is from RefSeq and is a predicted model, not a curated record. NCBI's taxonomy places the organism in Eukaryota, Fungi, Ascomycota, Eurotiomycetes, Eurotiales, Aspergillaceae.
AUGGCAACUACAGCUGGCAGUGUCCCCCACUGUGAGCAAGCAAGGGAGUUGUCGGUCUCCCCUGAGGUUUUUAUGAACCACGACAUCAAGGGAAGGACUCCAUUGUCGGACCAGACAGACGGGCCCUAUUGGUGUGCUAUGCGUGCCACAGCGACUGGCAAUUUAGAGCUCCGCAAGCUGAUCGGUAACGGAGACGUCCGAGAUUUUGAGCGUCUCUUAGGAGAAGGUACUAAUAUUCUCACGCGAGCCCUCGAGACACUCGAGAACCCAGCCGAUUCAAAGAAGGCCAUUGUGGACCUGACCUGGGGUAAUAGUCUUCAAAGAUGGCGCGAAGAUCAACACGAACUCGGGCGCGUUCUCCCGAGCAAAGGAAACGGUUUAACGAUGGCAUCAGCCGAAGUGAUUAAAACUCUGUACAUCGAGAACUGGCCUGCGCCAUUGUUGACAAAUAAUACGCUCUUUGGUAUCGGCAUGGUCAACAUGCUGAUUGGAGCACACGACGCGCAGACGCUAUUCGCCAACAUCUGCGUCGACCUCUGUUUCACUUCGAACACUCUUACAUUAAAGUGUUCCUAG